AUGGCAGCUUCGAAACAUAUCCUCGUGUUGGGGGCUACAGGUAGGCAGUCUGAACAUGAUCCCUUUCCAGGCCUGGACAGUACGCAGCUUGCGAUGGCUAACUUGCCACGAUUAGGCGCCAGCGGUCUCGAAUUCAUCAAGGCUGUGCUAGGAGAUCCGUCCAAGCACGUCACACUCCUGACACGAAGCGUUUCUAAACUACCACAAGAAUAUCUAUCACACGGCCAGAUUAGCGUAGUACAGGGCCAGCUGAACGAUCCUGUAGCGGUGGGCAAGGCCAUGGAGGGCGUCACGUCCGUCGUCUCGUUUCUAGGCGCUUACAUCACGCUGGCCAACUUCCUCACGCGCAGCACCGACACACCCAUCGCAGAUUCGCUUCAGACUGUAUUCGCCGCCAUGCGUGCUGCAGGCGUAAAGCGUCUCAUGGCGCUUUCAACGCCUGGCGGAUUUCAACAACCCGGAGAGCGGCCGAGCUGGCUAUGGUGGCUCCUUGUGCACGUCAUCCCUAAGCUUGUCACCCCCGGUGGAGUUGCCGAGAUGCGCAGAAUUGGAGAGGUGGUGUCUGCGCAGAAGGACCUAGACUGGACAGUGUUCCGGAUCCCUCACCUGAACGAGGGCAGCAAAGAUCUCGAGGUGAGGACGGGGUUCAUAGGGGCUGGAUACGACGGAUCAUGGGAGCUAAGCAGGGCCAGCCUGGUAAGAUGGGUGUUGAGGGAGUUGGACGAGGGCAAAUGGACUGGACGGGCGCCUGCUGUAGGAAAUGCCUGA
This is a messenger RNA of Verruconis gallopava, 768 nucleotides long. RefSeq lists its product as uncharacterized. The record is from RefSeq and is a predicted model, not a curated record. NCBI's taxonomy places the organism in Eukaryota, Fungi, Ascomycota, Dothideomycetes, Venturiales, Sympoventuriaceae. The coding region runs from base 1 to 768 and encodes 255 amino acids. The transcript has a single exon.